AUGGGCGCAAUCAAGACCAACGGACACGAGGCAGCGGGGGCAAAGCCCAUCAGCGCUGGCGCCAAUACUAAUUGCACGCUACCAGCAUCCUGGUAUUCCACACGAGGGAUCUAUGAACUCGAACGUCGAGCCAUCUUCGCCAGGCGAUGGAUGCUUAUCACUCAUGAAUUACGCUUCCAAAGACCAGGAGCGUACGCCAAGUUCACGGUGGCAGGCUUCCCAUUUUUCAUCGUCCGCGACCGGCAAGGGCAACUGAAUGCAUUUUUGAACAUCUGCCGCCAUCGAGCUUUUCCGGUUGUCCUCCAAGACGAGGGAACUGCCAGUAUUCUCGCCUGUAAAUAUCAUGGUAAGCACAGUCCCCUCAUCUCGGUGCAAUGCAAAGUAACACAUGAAGGCUGGUCGUACGGCUUGAGUGGUAAUCUUGCCAAAGCACCUAAGUUCGACAGCGUUGAGGGGUUUGACAAGGCGCAACAUGGCCUCUAUCGAGUUCAUCUCAAAAUUGACGCAAGGGGGCAGGUCUGGAUCAACCUGGACUCUGCAGAGGUACCCGAAGUUAGCUGGGACGAGUCAUUCCACGAGGUGGACCAACAGCAAAGGCUGCGGUCAUUUGACAUGAAGAAUUAUCGUUACGAUCACAGUUGGCAAAUGGAUGGCGACUACAACUGGAAAACGUUGAUCGACAAUUACAACGAGUGCUAUCAUUGCGGAGUAGCUCACCCUGGUGUAGCGAAGACCAUCAACUUGGACAGCUACGAUGUGAAGACAAACAGAGGUUUCAUCGAGCACUACGCUCAGAGCAAAGGCAAUGUGGAUGAUGUUAGCGACAACGUAGUACCUACCUUCCACUUUCCCAACUCCGCUGUGACAAUGACAGAACAUUAUUUUUACCUCAUGAGAGUCGUCCCUGUCUCAGAGCAUCGGGUUUCGAUGGAGUACGAGGUAUAUCGCAACAUCCACAGCAGUGAUGAAGAUUUCCAAGAGCUAGAUCGGUUUUUCAAAGAGGUUGAAGGCGAAGACAAGUAUCUUUGCAACAACGCUCAAAAGAAUCUCAAUGCUGGAGCCUAUGUGUCAGGACCGCUGCACCCGCACAAUGAGAAGGGUGUAAUAUUCUUUAAAUCGUUGGUCAAGGAUGCGUUACUCAAGCAUCGGGAGAAGGAAAACUCAUUAGGACGAGAGAUUACUCCGGCGAAACGCAACCCCAACAGUACAAAUAUUGAAGAGGAGGAGUCGUUCUGCAGGAGUGUUUGCACGACCGAAAUCGUCUGGUAA
Molecule: messenger RNA, 1269 nt
Organism: Lithohypha guttulata
Lineage: Eukaryota; Fungi; Ascomycota; Eurotiomycetes; Chaetothyriales; Trichomeriaceae
Exons: 3
Coding region: 1-1269 (422 amino acids)
Molecular function (GO): 2 iron, 2 sulfur cluster binding; iron ion binding
Source: RefSeq, a predicted model, not a curated record